Acyrthosiphon pisum (pea aphid) is the source of this 516-nucleotide messenger RNA. Its product is annotated as ATP-dependent DNA helicase PIF1-like. Bases 1 to 516 code for a protein of 171 amino acids. The transcript has 2 exons. The record is from RefSeq and is a predicted model, not a curated record. NCBI's taxonomy places the organism in Eukaryota, Metazoa, Arthropoda, Insecta, Hemiptera, Aphididae.
AUGGGUACUCGUGUUUCAAUAUUUAAUCAUUUUAUACUAGUUCGUGAAGCAUUAAAGAAACUCUUCAAGAAUUUCUACGAUAACGACAAAACUGGAGAUUUGCCAAAGGAAAUCGAAAUUUUCGUAGGAGCUAAAGUUAUGCUUAGAACCAACUUAAAUGUAUAUCAAGGACUUGUAAAUGGUGCAAUAGGAAAUAUCACAGAGAUUAACUGGCCCAAUUUUGCUAGAGAUCAACUAUAUGAUGAAUGUAUACCAACAUUAAUUCGCGUCGACUUUGGAAGAGAUGGUAUCCAUAAAAUCAAGCCCAUAUCCAUUCAGUUUCCUGCGAUGCGCAGUUGUGGUACUGCUGAGCGUAGAAUGUUGCCAAUAAUUUUGUCAUGGGCAGUAACCGCACACAAGUUACAGGGCUCCACCGUCGAUCAUGCUGUAAUUUACCUUGGACCAAGGCUCUUUGCAAAAGGACAAGCUUACGUUACUCUUAGCAGAGUGAAAUCCUUGCAAGGCCUCAGAAUUUAA